Magnolia sinica is the source of this 3282-nucleotide messenger RNA. RefSeq names its product two-component response regulator ARR2-like. Gene Ontology annotation, biological process: cytokinin-activated signaling pathway; phosphorelay signal transduction system. The coding region runs from base 363 to 2552 and encodes 729 amino acids. NCBI's taxonomy places the organism in Eukaryota, Viridiplantae, Streptophyta, Magnoliopsida, Magnoliales, Magnoliaceae. The record is from RefSeq and is a predicted model, not a curated record. The transcript has 6 exons. Gene Ontology annotation, molecular function: DNA binding; DNA-binding transcription factor activity.
GCAUUUGGUUGGCUGGCGUAGUUUGUUAUGAGCUGUAUCCACUCUUAUCGGAGAGAGAGAGAGUGAAGAAGAAACAGAGAAAGAAAAGGAAAAGCCAAAAAAAUAAAAAUGAAAGAAAAAAUAAUAAUAAUAGGGAGAAAAGAGAGUCCAAACAUUCGAAGAUCGGAUCUAAACAAAUCGUAUUCUAUCUCCAAAGACUCCCUUCAAUUCCUCCAAAAAUGCUCUCUUUCAGUACUUUCCACUUCCCUUUCUCCAAGAAGAAGCAAACACGGUUGAAAUUAUAGGAUUUGGAUUUCUGUUUCUGGGUAAUUUCAAUUCACGAGAUUUGAGCUGCUUUUGCUUUUGGACGGAUCGUGAUCUGUAUGGAUAACGGAGGAGGAGCGGCGGUGUCGACGGGGAGCUCAGCUGGGAGUCGUAGGGUUGGGGAUGGGGUCUCUGAUCAGUUCCCGGCCGGUCUUCGGGUCCUGGUCGUUGAUGAUGAUCCGACAUGUCUCAGGAUCUUGGAGAAGAUGCUCCGGACUUGUCUUUAUGAAGUUACAACGUGUUCGCGGGCAGUUGAUGCAUUGUUUAUGCUUCGAGAGAGAAAAGGCGGAUUUGAUCUAGUUUUAAGCGACGUAUACAUGCCGGACAUGGACGGAUUUAAGCUCCUCGAGUACAUUGGUCUGGAGAUGGAUUUGCCUGUCAUCAUGAUGUCAGCAGAUGAUGGGAAGGAUGUCGUCAUGAAAGGUGUUACACAUGGUGCUUGUGAUUACCUUAUAAAGCCGGUCCGAAUGGAGGCAAUAAAGAACAUAUGGCAGCAUGUGGUUAGGAAGAGGAGGAAUGAGAUGAAGGAACUAGAACACUCAGGCAGUGUGGAAGAUAGUGACAGACAUAGGAAACCAUCAGACGAUGCCGAUUACGCAUCAUCAGCAAAUGAAGGGAAUUGGAGACAUCCAAAAAGAAGAAAGGAUGUGAAGGAUGAGGAUGAUGAAGGUGAAGAACGGGAGGAUUCUUCCACGCUGAAGAAACCACGGGUGGUGUGGUCAGUUGAGCUCCAUCAACAGUUUGUUGCUGCAGUGAAACAAUUAGGCAUUGAUAAGGCUGUCCCUAAGAAGAUCCUGGAGUUGAUGAGUGUUCCAGGGCUCACUAGAGAAAAUGUUGCCAGUCAUCUGCAGAAAUACCGCCUGUAUCUCAGAAGGCUUAGCGGAGUAUCACAGCAUCAGGGUGGAAUUAGUCCACCCUUUUUGGGUGCUUCAGAAGCAGCGUUCGGGUCAAACAAUUCCCUUGAUGGGCUUGAUCUCCAAGCUCUCGCUGCCUCAGGUCAACUUUCCCCGCACAAUCUGGUGGCACUACAGGCAGGACUUGGGAGAACAGCUGUAAAUGCCAGCAUGGGCAUGCCCCUUGUCGAUCAAAUGAGCUUUUUUAAUUCUGAAAUGCAGACUGCAAACUCUUCAAAAAUAAGGUAUGGACCUGGACAACAACUGAGCAAUAAACAAGCAAAUGUACUUCACGGACUCCCAACUACCAUGGAGCAAAAGCCGAUGGCACAUUUGCAUCUGCCCAUCCAGUCAUUUGGAAACAUUGGUCUCCAAGCCAAUGAGAAGUCCUCAGGUUUCCUAGGGUUACCAACUUCUCAAGUAAGAGCAGGUUCGUCAUCUCAUCCAGAGACCAUUCAUGGCCACCCAGGCAGUUCUUUAUUGAUGCAGACUCAACAAAGACCCCAAGUUCCAAUCUCUCAGAACCAUAGCCAAAUGCAUGUGGGUAUGUCACAGCAGCCACGAUUGAAUGGGCAGUUGGUGAAUGAGAUUGCAGGUGGGCAUGCUUCUGGGCUUCCAUCAUCUGUCGGGCAGCAAAUUCUUUCCAAUGAGACUGUAGGUAGGGUCUUGGUAAGAAAUGGAAGUGUCUUGAAUGGUAGAGGCUCGUCGUCAUAUGCUGCAGUUUCCCAAGCUUCAUGCAUUGAUUUUCCCAUCAGCAAUGGAAUGGAAUUGCCUGGAAAUGGUUUUCCACUUUUGAGUACAGCAGGCUUAUCUAGUUUCACAUCAACGGGGGUGUUUCAAGAAUCUGUUCCAGCAACAGGAAACUUGGAAGGAUUGGAUACAACUACCAACCUGAAAAGAUCGAGGAGCCUUGUUCCGAGUUAUGAUCUCUUUAAUGAAUUUCACCAGAGCAAAAGCCAAGACUGGGAACUGCAGAAUAUGGGUCAUGCUUAUGAAGGGACCCAACACAUGGGCUCAUUACAAGGCAAUCCUGAUUUCAGUCCAUCAGUUUUGGGUCGUCAAGGUUUUGUAUCUACCCAGAAAAAUGAGCAGAAUAAUAACAUGGGCAUUGGCUGCAAAGAGAUGGUCUCGCUUAGAGGAGAUGAUGACCGCAGGAACUUGGGGACCAUGGCUCAAUCCCAUAACAAUAUUCUGGUUGACAAUUCUUUCAAAAUAAAGGCUGAGAAUGUGAUAGUGACUGAACACUUUGCUCAAGAUGAUAUCAUGGAUGCACUUUUCAAACAGCAAGGAGGGGUCGGUGCCAUCGACACAGAGUUUAACUUCAAUGGAUAUUCCAUGGAUAACAUUCCAGAUUAGGAAUUUACCUUAUUCUCUCCAUGAUGUCCAAUAUGCAUGGUUCCUCGCAGAGGUGGAUUUUUACUCUCUUCUUGCAAUGGAUAAGGAGAUUCCAAGUUCACAAUUCAUAUCCCACAGACAGUCCCUUAUGCUUUAUCUUUCAUUGGUUCAGUCAAGAGUGAUGGCUGAGGAGAGGCAUCAUUUUGUUAAUGAAUAAGAGCUCCUUCAUUGCAAUGGGAUCCGUCUGGAUAGAUUAGGAGAAAAUCAUGUAUGACAGCCGCAUGCUAUGCGAAGGCGUAUAUGCGGAGUUUUGGCCGCUUCUAGUUCAGACGGCUAACAAGAAGGAAUCUAAUUCAAGAAUGCAGGUGUUGAAGAUUUGCGAUUGAUGAGUAGCUUAGAGAUGUGGAGAUAGGAUUCAGAGGCCUCUUAUCUACCAACAUCAAGAGGUCUGUCUAACUUCAAUAACACAUCUAGCGACUCUUUAAAUAGACUCGCUUUGUACAGAUUUCAUUUGACUGGUCACGACAUAAAUGAUGGUUCCCCUUCUGGUUCAUUUGCAUGUAAUUAGAGUUCCGAAGGGGUUCUCGUUGCUUGUUCUGUAGGUUUUGCUAACAACUCCUGGAUGGUAUUCUGUUUUCUAGGGAGUGGAGAUUGUUAGAUUAGGCCUUUUCUUCUUUUGGUGCUCCGUUGAAUUAUUUGUGAACUAUGAUUUCUAUCAUUUAAUGUAAUUAUGUAGAUGUUUGGUUGUGAA